Messenger RNA from Oncorhynchus gorbuscha (pink salmon), 1683 nucleotides. RefSeq lists its product as uncharacterized. The transcript has 7 exons. The record is from RefSeq and is a predicted model, not a curated record. The coding region runs from base 211 to 1305 and encodes 364 amino acids. Lineage: Eukaryota; Metazoa; Chordata; Actinopteri; Salmoniformes; Salmonidae.
GGGAUACUGAUCUCGCGAUAUGUCUUCCUUGGAUACAAGAAUGUUUACACUGGAUACAGGAAGCAACAACAAGUUAGACCGUUUAAACUCCUAGGUGUCUUCAUGGAAUAACCCGAAUGUCCACUCUCGGUGUGGUAUGUUAUCGUGGAGCAAGUCCCGGCACCAGAGCUCCCAGACAUCCGGGGCUUGUUUGGAGAUGCUUUGAUUGACAUGUACACAGAGAUUCAUACUGAGGUCACUAUGUGGCAGCAGAUUUGGCAGACGGCGCACCAUAAACUGGGUAACAGGCUGAAGACACCUCACUCCCCCCUGGCUGACCCCCCUGCCAUCAAGGAGCUGCUGAAAGCUGAGAUCCAACUGCUGCUGGCGACCGUGAGGGAGAGAGCAGCCUUGGAGGGCAGAUCAGUUCUGACUGAAGAAUGCGAGGUGCUGAAAAGCCAAGUGCACUUUCUGCAGGAGAGUGUAGAACAGGAACACCGGACACAGUGUGAUGUCACUGAGGCUCCAGAGCCAACUGUAACAGUGCUGAAGGAGGAGAGGAGAGCCAUCCAGUUGGAUCUGAAGAAGCAGAGCCUCAGCUUCACCUACUGUCCCUCCUCCACUGUGGAAACAAGCCUGCAGAGCAGAUCCGGGUCGAUUGGAUGGACAGGUUUGUCUGCGGAUGAGACACAGAGACACUUGACCCCUGUGGUGGCCCCCAGACUGCAUCCUCCACAUACCAGGCCCAGUCCACCACUAGUAGUACAUCUAGUAAGGAGGACUACUCCAUUAGACAGGAUGAAAGGCCAACCAUGCAGCUCACCCAACACCAGAGUAUCCAGCCCUCUCCAAACCUCUGAACAUAAACAUCCAAGGACUCAAAGCCAGAGCUCUGAGGCUUCCCACCCCUGCAACAGAGAACCAAUCACCACCACUCAAGCCAGGGACAGCUACCUACCGCCCCUGGUCCCCUCUGCUAGCACAGUAACCACCCAUGGAUCCCACCUCAACCCUGCCUCAGAACAGAGAAUAAAGGGCAGAACUUGCAGGCCUAGUGGUCAGCCUGUGACUGUGAGAGCUCAAAGACAUGAUGACUCAUGGUCAGACUCAGUGAACAGCUGGCCCUUGUUGUUCCCUGGUGGACACAGUCCUCUAGGCUCCUCCACACAGCCUCUGGGGAGCAAAGGGAGCUGUGAGCAGAUGAGCCCUGUAUGCAUGUUCCACCCUGUUCCCCCCGCAGUGCAGAGGCCAGCCAGCAGAGGGCCGAGUGGGGCCAGGCACCUGUGUCUGCCGCAGCAGGGGGGCAGUCUGGUUAGCUCCUCGUAAACUGAACUCUUUACAACAGAAUAAGAGGAUAGUGAGUCUCUGAUACUGUCAUGUAUGUUCUACCUGCAGUCUGGUCCUAAAAGGUUACAAGUCUCUCAUCAGAGGUCAAUAAUACUCAUACUUGUAAAAGGGAUGUCGUAAUCUCUUUAAAAUAAAGUAAUACAGUAACCCUAGUCUUCCACAAUGAGCCAAGAGACACAGGGAUGUUAUAUUGUCCUUUUCUAGAGACUGAUAGAAGACCUGAAAGUGAACACAUGACACAAAUAUGGUUGGAUGCUUUCGAAAUGUGUCAAAUUUGAUCUACCUAAUUUAACCAUUUAAUGAAUGUAUUUUGAAGUAAAUAAAUGCGACUGUAUUUGGAUAAAUAAAUGUUCAUAU